Messenger RNA from Mytilus californianus (California mussel), 4533 nucleotides. Its product is annotated as PWWP domain-containing protein 2A-like. Gene Ontology annotation, cellular component: chromocenter; nucleus. NCBI's taxonomy places the organism in Eukaryota, Metazoa, Mollusca, Bivalvia, Mytilida, Mytilidae. The transcript is spliced from 3 exons. Gene Ontology annotation, molecular function: chromatin binding. The record is from RefSeq and is a predicted model, not a curated record. Bases 208 to 1965 code for a protein of 585 amino acids.
CCUUGUUUAACACUCGGAUUUGCGAUUUUGUAAAAAAAUACCUAUUAAGAUAAUACAAAGAAGCAGGAAGGAUACGACUCUGAUAUCAAUUGACAUUAAGAUACUGCUUAAGUCAACUGAAGAUUGCUCUAUACAAGAUUUUUCGGAGAAUAACAGAGCAAAUAUAUCACUCGCGCAUGCGUUUACCAAUGGAGCUCCCCUGAAAAUAUGGCGGAGACUAGAAGACAAAAUAAAAUAAUUUCUAAGGGGUCAAAGCUUCCAGUUACCAUCGAAGAUGCUAUUGAGGAUGCACUCAUUGUGUGUCUCGAUUAUGGAACUAGAAAAUAUAGAGGCGUUCUAUUGGAUUCGAAUAAAAGAAAUAUACCUCAUGGUGUCUGUUCAAGAUUCAAAGGAGCUGAGGGGAAUGGUAUAGAAACAGAGGAUGGUACUGUUGAAGCUCCUGCCACCUAUUUCAGACAUACCUAUAUGCAACAUGAAAAUAAAAUGAAGGAACAUGUUCCAGUAAAGAAUGUACAGAAAGAUAAAAAUACUAGGCAACACAUUCGUUUAAGACCUCGACAGAUGUUGUGUAAUAAAUGUAAAGCAAUGUGUCAAGAAACUGAUAAAGGCAUUGUACCAAUAACAGCUGUGCCAAAACAAGGUACAAAACCAGAAAAUACAACAAAUAAUAAAACAACAGCUUCACCUUCCAAAGAAGGCUUCCGCAGACGACCUAGUAAUCAAAACCUCAAAGCAGAAAACUACAGUGUUCCAAAAACUAUUAAGCUAGAAAAGUUACCAGACAAGAUUAGUAUGAUGAACACUAAAGCUAGUCCAUUUAUCAAAAUCAAUAUAGGAGCGGGUACUGUGUUACAAAUUCCACCACGUCUUCAUGGAGAUGAAGUGGAUGGUGUAUCAAAUAAAGGUGAUAGCCAAUCUUCUGAACCAAAAACUGACACUCAAUUAGAUGAUUCUAGUCAUAGGAAAUUAAAGAAGUUGAAAUUUAAGGAGCUUGAAAAGGAGUGUGAAAAUGACAUUGUUACCAAACAUGAUAUUUCAUCUGACAUUUAUCAUCAUAAAAAACAUAAAAGAAAACACAAAAGAAAACAUGAAGAAGAGUUGAAAAAUUCUGAAGAUGAUAUGGUUAAGAAAUGUGAUGAAAAUAGUGAUAAUUUACAGUAUUGUGAUUCAAAUCAACAAACAAUUAUGUCUCAAAGGCCUCGUUUGCUAUAUACAUGGAGACAAAAUAAAGGGCUCUCUCCGAGGAGAGAUAUAGACAAUACAUACAAUAUUAAAAUGUCACCUCAACAAAGUGUUCAAAGUAUUGAUAAAUUAGAUUUAAAACCAAGAAAGGAAUACAGACUGCGAAGUAGAGAAAAAUCUAUUGAGGAAGUCAACGAAUCAUGUGUUUCUAGUGAUAGUUCACAUACUUCUAUGUCAGAGAGUGAUGACAAUGUUAUAAUGUCUGCUGGAAGUGAGGAUGACAACGAAGUGUCCUUCAAUGCAAGUAGUGUUAAUGAGGAUAGUCAGAGUAGUGCUGAAGAAAACCAAGAUGAUGAAGAGGCAGAUGGGCCUCCUGUUGAACUUGAUGAAAACAUUGAAGUUCUUCGUCCAUUAAUGAUGAAAAUACAAACUAGAGAUGUGACAAAAUGUGUUAAAUCUGAUGGAAGAACUGUUCAAUUAGGGGAUAUUGUUUGGGGUAAAAUCAAAGGAUUUCCAUGGUGGCCAGGACGGGUAUUAUCAAUAACUGUUAGUUCAAGAGAGAGUGGUGUUGUUUUACGGCAGCUUGCACAUUUAGCUUGGUUUGGUUCUUCCACAAUGUCACAUAUUCAGUGUUCAGACUUGUACCCUUUUCUGGAAGAUUUUAAAAUCCGUUACAAUAAAAAGAAAAGAGGUCCAUAUAAGAUGGCAAUUAAACAAGCAACAAUUGCAGCACAAAGUCUCACAAAUACACAUCAUAUUGAUUUUUCAGAAUUUGAUUUAUGAAAGAUUUACUGUAUACUCAGGAAAUUAAUAUUACAGUGCUUCUUACAAGACAGAUAACAAAACAUGCCUAAUAACAGACCAAUAACCAGCCACAAGUUCUAAAGUUAAACAGAUUUGCCUUGAGUCCAGUUUUUGACAGACUUUAUUUCUUAAUUGAUGCUUUUAUUUUGUUUUAUAUUUAUAAGUCUUGUUCUUUCCAAUUACCAUGAUUACUUUUCAACAAAUUAAAGUACAUUUUUAUAAGAAAUGGAAAAAUAUUUGCAUUUGUGUCAAAUGACAAUUUUCCAUUUACGGUAUAGAUAUCAUAGGUUUACUGUCUUUUGUUGUCUAAUAUCUUUUCAUAUUAUAGGGUACAAUGCAGUAUGAUAGCUUGUUCUAGUGAAACAGCCCCUAUGGAAUAAAAAUAGCUUUACUUGGGAACAAAAGUGGAUAUUUUUCUAAUGAUUUUUUAAAAAUCGGGGGCAAAGUCUAGCAAGGACAAAGUCCUAGACUAGAAUUUAAAUUAUAUAAUGUAAUAUGAAAGAAUCAUUUUAGUGAAUAUAUAUAUACAAUACUGUUGACAAAAAUCUUUAACACCUUUUUCUUUCAAACCUCAAAUUAUGCCAGAAUACAGGUAUAACAGCCCUGCCAUACUGACUAGUAAAUUACCUCACAAAGACAACUGUACAAUGUAAUUUAAAAUUUUGUUCCUGUGCAUUAAAAUUAAUGUUUUAUUUUAAUUUGUUUUAAUAAAAAAUGAAAUAUUAAUUUUAGUGAAUUGCUCAUGAAUACACAGUUACAAUAUACUAAAGCAAGUAGAAUAUUUAGUAGUGAGCGUCCUUAGAAAUGUUUUAGACUGUUGCCGAUAAAAAGAUAUAAAUAAUUAUUGUCAUAAAUGAAGCAUAUACAGAAUGUACAUAUAUAUUAUGACUUAAUAAACUACAUUUGUAUUUUUAAAAAUGUAGGUGAUAAAAUAGGUAUAAUCCUAACAUUGAGUACUGUGAGUUUUAUAAAACACAUGCACAUAAAUUAUAAUUCAGGUUUGGAAACACGGGAUAAAAAUUGACAAAUCAUAGCUUUUGAAAAAUAAGAUAUAAUAAUAUGCUUUAUUAGUUUCAAAAUUAGUGGCCUUAUAACUUUUACAUGACUUGAUAAACUUAUCUUUGGAAAAUUUCUUAAUUUGAACAUGUUGAUGACGGUUUAAGUCUUGACCUCAGCUCUAAUUGUUUUUUCUUCUUCCAAACUACCAAUAUACUGUUUCAUAUAAAUUUAUAUUUUAAAGAAGUCGAUGUGUUUGUAUCACUUUUACAUUUGGAGGCCAGUUAAAUAUAUAUUAACAAUCAUUAUAGUAUUUAUUUUAAAUUAACUAAUAUAUAUUGAGUCCAAGAAUAUAAAACUCUAGUCACUUUUAUAUGUACAAAUGUAUAAAGAUUUAUAUUCACUGCCUGUAAAUUUACAAAAUGUGUAAAACGUAUUUACAUUAGGAUUAUUUGGCAGUAUGAAUAAUAUUAACUGUUCAAGGUGUGUAAAAUAAUUUUGUACAUGUACUUUUAAAGUCUACUGAAAAAAGGGGCAGAAGUAUAAAUAUAAUGUUUUGUUAAGUUUCAGUCAGUUUUGUUUUGUUGUGUUGGAACCCUAUUUUUUAAUGAUUAAUGUGUUAGAAAUUCUGAUUCUAUGUUUUUCUUCGAUUCUUUUUUGCACUAUUUUAAUUUGUUGAAAUAUUUUUCAUGCACAAUCAUUUUAUUGUUCAUGAGGAUUAUAUGAAAUUAUUUAAAUUAUAAUGCUAAACCUAAGAAAGCAUGGCACAAUGAUCCUUUACAUAUAAUUUAUCUCAUUCUCAUCUUGAGAAGUUCUGAAAGUAGACAAGUUGGCUUUACACAAGAAAUAACUUGACUCCAUUGGGCAGUCUUUUUGAGAUUGAGUUAAUGCAUAUAAUUUUCACUUUUUAACUCACUUUAGUUGAAUGUUUGAAUUUGGUUAUACAUGUAUACUCACCUGGUAUUUUAGUCCAUGUGAACUAUUGUCAUUACAUGGUGUCCUGUCAUUGUCUGGCAUCUGUAACCAUAAACUUUUCAUACUUUCAUCUUCUCGUCUUCGUCAUCAGUCAUCUCUUUAAGUCAGUGAGCUGGUUGAUCAUUUAAGCUAAAUUCUGUUUAUCAAACUGACAUAGGAAACUCUAGUUGUAAUAUAAUAUUUAAAUUAUUAUACAAUACAGAUCAAGGCAAUUUAUUCCCCCACUUAUAGAAUGGUAUAUAUACUGCAAUCAUCUUGUCCGUCCAUCUGUAACUUUUGUUUAAUAUUACUCAGCUUCUGUAGGAAGGAUUUUAUACUUGGUUUAAGCAUUAUCUUUUAAAAGUUGUACUGUGGAAGCCAUUUUCAGAUUUUCCAAACAUUCACUUCCUGUUGGACAAUACUUGCAAGUUUUAUUUUACCAAAUGAGCAUAGACUUUUUCAUCAAUAUCAAAUAAAAAGAAAGCAAGUGGGCCAUACUUUGUGCGACAUCAUAUGUAACUUCUUGUGACACUUCAACUUGCAAAAUUGUUUGUCCUAAAUAUGUUUCAGUUAAAUAUUUUAGAAAUAAAUGUGGUU